Molecule: messenger RNA, 1581 nt
Organism: Diorhabda sublineata
Lineage: Eukaryota; Metazoa; Arthropoda; Insecta; Coleoptera; Chrysomelidae
Exons: 6
Coding region: 1-1581 (526 amino acids)
Source: RefSeq, a predicted model, not a curated record
AUGGAGCCUAAAAACUCCAAGAAUAAGGAGAAAACAACUGAAUUAUCCAAAAUCAUAAUUCAGCAAAAAGCUGACUAUGAAGCGCUGGGACAACAAGUCAAAUCCCUCGAGGAGAAAAUGAAAAAUUUGGAAGAUACUAUAUACGAUAAAGACAGGCGAAUUGAGUACUUAAUGAUCGAAAAUAAAACACUGGAUGACGAAAACGACACAUUGGUAGAAGAAUUAAGAAAGAAGCUAACCGAAAUAGAUGAGUUAAAAACUCAAAUAGCACCAAUCGAAGACUGCCCUAUGGAAGGAGACUUCACGGAAAUACCAACCAAAAUAGGAAAACCGGGACCGAAAGCAACAGGCAUGGAGCCUAAAAACUCCAAGAAUAAGGAGAAAACAACUGAAUUAUCCAAAAUCAUAAUUCAGCAAAAAGCUGACUAUGAAGCGCUGGGACAACAAGUCAAAUCCCUCGAGGAGAAAAUGAAAAAUUUGGAAGAUACUAUAUACGAUAAAGACAGGCGAAUUGAGUACUUGAUGAUCGAAAAUAAAACACUGGAUGACGAAAACGACACAUUGGUAGAAGAAUUAAGAAAGAAGCUAACCGAAAUAGAUGAGUUGAAAACUCAAAUAGCACCAAUCGAAGACUGCCCUAUGGAAGGAGACUUCACGGAACAAAUGCGCAAACGUAGAAAGGCGGAGCCUAUUAGAAUUACGUACGUUGAUAUAAAAGAGAUGGACAUAAGUGCUGUUAACUGGGGAGUAACUGGAGCAGUAAGUGUUGACGAAUACCAAACCAAAAUAGGAAAACCGGGACCGAGAGCAACAGGCAUGGAGCCUAAAAACUCCAAGAAUAAGGAGAAAACAACUGAAUUAUCCAGAAUCAUAAUUCAGCAAAAAGCUGAUUAUGAAGCGCUGGUUGAGAAGAUGGGACAGCAAAUUAAAUCCCUCGAAGAGAGAAUGAGGAAUUAUGAACAAACGUUAAUUGCUAAAGACAAGCAAAUUAAGUCCUUAGAGGACAUUAUUAAAGAAAACAAUGCCGAUAACUACAAAUUGGCAGACACAAUUGUAGAAUUGAGAGAUGAGAUAAAAACUCAUGAGAAAAAAAUACAAGAACGUAACUUUAGAUACCAAACCAAAAUAGGAAAACCGGGACCUAGAGCAACAGGCAUGGAGCCUAAAAACUCCAAGAAUAAGGAGAAAACAACUGAAUUAUCCAGAAUCAUAAUUCAGCAAAAAGCUGAUUAUGAAGCGCUGGUUGAGAAGAUGGGACAGCAAAUUAAAUCCCUCGAAGAGAGAAUGAGGAAUUAUGAACAAACGUUAAUUGCUAAAGACAAGCAAAUUAAGUCCUUAGAGGACAUUAUUAAAGAAAACAAUGCCGAUAACUACAAAUUGGCAGACACAAUUGUAGAAUUGAGAGAUGAGAUAAAAACUCAUGAGAAAAAAAUACAAGAACGUACACAAAUCGAAGACUGCCCUAUGGAAGGAGACUUCACGGAACAAAUGCGCAAACGUAGAAGGGCGGAGCCUAUUAGAAUUACGUACGUUGAUAUAAAAGAGAUGGACAUAAGUGCUGUUAACUGGGUGAUUCAGUAG